AAUUUAAACAUGUCGGUGAUCUUGGCUUCUGCGGGAUACGACCACACCAUCAGAUUCUGGGAUGCUCUCACGGGUGUAUGCUCUCGUACCAUUCAACACACUGACUCGCAGGUGAAUCGGUUAGAAAUCACUUCCGACAAACGGUACUUGGCUGCUGCUGGGAAUCUCUAUGUUAGACUCUAUGACAUCAGACAGACAGGGAAUUCUGGCAAUGGAACCACCAGUGCUGCUAAUAUCAGCAACAAUCCAAAUAAUAACGGGAGCAGCAACCAUAUCAACAGUGGGAACAACAACAAUCCUACUGGAGCUGGCAAUGUAGGUGGUAACAACGCCGGUGGUAAUGGAACCACCUCAUCUACCACUUCGUCAUCAUCCAAUUCGUCAUCAAACCCGGUGAUGACUUUUGAAGGUCACACCAGUAAUGUGACGUCUCUUGCCUUCCAAGUGGAAAACAAGUGGAUGGUUACUUCGUCUGAAGAUGGGAUGGUUAAAGUGUGGGACGUACGAACACCCUCAGUCCAAAGAAAUUAUAAACAUCAUUGUCCCGUAAACGAGGUGGUGAUCCAUCCGAACCAGGGGGAACUCAUUUCUUGUGAUCAAGAUGGGAACAUUAGGAUUUGGGACCUUGGUGAAAAUCAAUGUACUCAUCAUCUUAUCCCCGAAGAUGAUGUUCCAAUAAACUCACUCUCAGUUGCAAGUGAUGGUCUGAUGCUUGUAGCAGGGAACAAUAAGGGAAAUUGUUAUGUUUGGAAGAUGCAAAACCAGAGAGACGUGACUUCUUUGACUCCGGUGACAAAAUUCCGUUCGCAUAGUAAGUACAUCACAAGAGUGGUGUUAUCAACUGACAUGAGACACUUGGCAACAUGUCUGGCCGAUCAUACAGCACGGAUUUGGUCUACGGAGCAAAACUUCAACUUGGAGACAACCUUACAGGGCCAUCAACGUUGGGUGUGGGAUUGUGCAUUUAGUGCCGAUAGUGCAUAUUUGGUAACCGCUUGUUCUGAUCACUAUGUGAGACUUUGGGACUUGUCUAAUAGCGAGACUGUUAGACAGUACAAUGGACAUCACAAGGGUGCUGUUUGCGUUGCUUUGAACGAUGUGUAGAAGGAGAAAAAAAAAAUAAAGAGUACAGAAGCGAGGAUCGACUUUCAUACCAUUUGACAUUCACCACUGGGGGGUUAGUCAAUGGAACUGAUUUCAAAGGUCGA
[Candida] anglica is the source of this 1208-nucleotide messenger RNA. The record is from the annotation of a GenBank genome assembly. Lineage: Eukaryota; Fungi; Ascomycota; Pichiomycetes; Serinales; Debaryomycetaceae.